AUGCUGGAGGCCGAGCGGGCCAUCUCCGGUCGGCGCCGGGAGGCCCUGGCCGGGUCGCACGCCGCCGGGCCCGACACCUCCCAUGCCCUGGGCCCGGCGGUCCUCGGCACGGGGGUGGACCUGUCGGCCGGGGCCCUGGCCGUGGCCCGGCGAAAUGCCUUCCGCCUGGGGCUCGGCCACCGGUGCACCUUCCUCCAGUCGGAUUGGCUGGCUCGCCUGGGUGCCGGCCCAGCUGGCAGCCCCCCGAGCCCGGGGUACGACCUGCUCCUGUGCAACCCGCCGUACAUCCCCCCGGGGGACAUCGCCACCGGCCGGGUGCAGGCAUCGGUCUGGCGCCAUGAGCCGGCGUCGGCCCUGUUUCCCAACCCGCUCCCGGGCCGGGCGGCCCCGGUGCCGGAGGCACCGGCGGAGAACGAUGCCCAUGACGAUGAUGGCCUGGAUGCGGUCCGGCGCAUUGCGGCCGCGCGGCCGGGCCGGUGGCUGGCCCCUCCGCGCAGGGCCCUCCCUCCGGCGGCCACGCUGGCGGACAUCCACCGCGCCGGGGCCGGGGUCCUGCUGCUGGAGAUCGGCGAGGGCCAGGCCGCCACCGCGCGGGACAUCCUGCUCGCGGCCGAUCCGAGCCUGGCCCCGGUCCCCGGGGUCGGCAUGCUGGCCGGGGCCGGGGCCUUCGGCGGCGGGGCGGCCAUGGUCGCGGCCGCCGGCCCGGGCAUCGUCAUCGACUAUGGUCACAUCCCGCGCCUUGUGGCCCUCUACCGACGCCGGCCCUGA
Fonticula alba is the source of this 768-nucleotide messenger RNA. RefSeq lists its product as hypothetical. Lineage: Eukaryota; Rotosphaerida; Fonticulaceae. Gene Ontology annotation, molecular function: nucleic acid binding; methyltransferase activity. The transcript has a single exon. Gene Ontology annotation, biological process: methylation. Bases 1 to 768 code for a protein of 255 amino acids. The record is from RefSeq and is a predicted model, not a curated record.